Messenger RNA from Toxorhynchites rutilus septentrionalis, 8257 nucleotides. It is a transcript of the gene ck, whose product is annotated as myosin-VIIa. The transcript has 10 exons. Lineage: Eukaryota; Metazoa; Arthropoda; Insecta; Diptera; Culicidae. Gene Ontology annotation, molecular function: cytoskeletal motor activity; protein binding; ATP binding. The record is from RefSeq and is a predicted model, not a curated record. Gene Ontology annotation, cellular component: cytoskeleton; myosin complex. Bases 780 to 7286 code for a protein of 2168 amino acids.
UGGCUGCCAGUGCAACCAGUCUGAGUUUAACGUUGCUGCGUUGCGUACACGUAGGCCGGAUGAAUGCAUUACUUCCUGCUGCUGCUGCUCCCAAAGAAGUUGAAUAUCGAUAGUGGAGCUGUUCGCCUUUAGCUGCGGCACAUUCACAAGAACAGUGUUGGUUCACCCCAUUUUCCCCCGAAGCUGAGUGGAAAAAGGGGGUUACAUUUUGUGUGAUCGCCAGCGCAAUUGACGAAACUGCAGAUUCUAGUCGAACGGUGGAAAAGUGACAACGUGAGUGUGUGAUGAUAGCCAAAGUGAUCGUGGCCAAUGGAAUAGGAAAAAUAUAUGAUCGUUGGGAAAAAAAUAUUUUCUAUACCAGUUUUUUUCUGCUUUGAGUGUGUGUGAGUGUAAUUAACGGCAUUUUAUCUUCAGAAAUAAAGUUCAACAGUGAAACAUAAGAGGUGGAGAAAGAGUUAAGUGUAGAAAGUCAAGAUACCUCGAGUCAGCACAAAAAAAGUGAAAAAGUAAUAAAAAGAUCUGAAAGAAGCUGAGGCAGUCACCUAAAAGGCAGUGAUUUAACCCUUGACAAUUCUGAUGGAAUACUGAAAAAUUGGAUUACAAUCACGCGUAUCCCAGUGUCCCCUUCGAAAGUUGUGGAAUUCGGCCCAUUUUUUCUCUCUCUCGGAAGGUGCCGCUCCCAUCGUCUGGUGUUCAUCAAGGGAACUAAGCGGAACAAACCCGAACCGUGCGCAGUCAUCCACUCAAUCGAUUAAAACAAAAGUCAAUGUGGCGACAAGAUGGUUAUAGUUACACGGGGUGACUACAUAUGGAUCGAGCCCGUGUCUGGACGCGAAUUCGAUGUGGCCAUCGGGGCCCGAGUGAUCUCGGCCGAGGGACGGCGCAUCCAGGUGCGUGACGACGACGGGAACGAACUAUGGCUCACGCCGGAACGACGCAUCAAAGCGAUGCACGCCUCGUCCGUGCAGGGCGUCGAGGAUAUGAUAUCGCUGGGAGACCUGCACGAAGCCGGCAUCCUGCGGAAUCUGCUCAUCCGCUACAAUGACAAUUUGAUCUACACAUACACCGGUUCCAUCCUUGUAGCGGUGAACCCUUACCAGAUCCUUCCGAUUUACACAGCACAUCAGAUCAAAUUGUACAAGGAGCGAAAGAUAGGGGAACUGCCACCACACAUUUUCGCCAUCGGUGAUAAUUCGUACGCGCACAUGCGACGCUACGGUCAGGAUCAGUGUAUUGUUAUCUCGGGCGAAUCGGGUGCCGGCAAGACCGAGAGUACGAAGCUGAUUCUGCAGUACUUGGCGGCGAUCAGUGGGAAGCACUCCUGGAUCGAACAGCAAAUACUCGAAGCGAAUCCUAUUCUCGAAGCAUUUGGGAAUGCCAAAACCGUGCGGAAUGACAACUCGUCGCGGUUUGGAAAGUACAUCGACAUACACUUCAACAACGCCGGGGUUAUCGAGGGUGCCAAGAUUGAGCAGUAUCUGCUGGAAAAGUCUCGAAUCGUGUCUCAGAACGCUGAGGAAAGAAACUAUCAUGUGUUCUACUGUUUGCUGGAUGGGUUGUCACCGGAGGAGAAGAGAAAGCUGGAUCUCGGUCAUGCGUCGGACUAUCGAUAUCUCACCGGAGGGGGUUGCAUCAGAUGUGACGGGAGAAACGAUGCGGCGGAGUUUGCCGAUAUACGUUCCGCCAUGAAGGUGCUCUGCUUUUCGGAUGGGGAAAUUUGGGAAAUUUUGAAGCUUUUGGCGGCUCUUCUGCACACCGGUAACAUCAAGUACCGAGCGACAGUUAUUGAUAAUCUGGACGCCACGGAGAUCCCGGAGCAUAUUAAUGUGGAAAGGGUGGCUAGUUUGUUGGAGGUUCCGUUGCAACCGUUCAUAGAUGCACUUACUCGGAAGACGUUGUUCGCCCAUGGCGAAACGGUUGUGUCAACCUUGUCGCGGGAUCAGUCGAUGGACGUGCGAGACGCCUUCGUGAAGGGAAUUUAUGGGCGACUGUUUGUCCUGAUCGUUAAGAAAAUCAACUCGGCGAUCUACAAACCAAAAUCCACCACACGAAGUGCUAUCGGGGUGUUGGACAUCUUCGGUUUCGAGAAUUUCGAUCACAACAGCUUCGAGCAGUUUUGCAUCAACUUCGCGAACGAGAAUCUGCAGCAAUUCUUCGUGCAGCACAUCUUUAAGCUGGAGCAGGAAGAGUAUAAUCAUGAGAGCAUCAAUUGGCAGCACAUAGAGUUCGUCGACAAUCAGGACGCACUGGAUCUGAUCGCCAUCAAACAGCUCAACAUAAUGGCACUGAUUGACGAGGAAUCCAAGUUCCCCAAGGGUACCGAUCAAACCAUGUUGGCUAAAUUGCACAAAACCCACGGUUCCCACCGGAACUAUCUCAAACCAAAGUCGGACAUCAACACCAGCUUUGGGCUAAAUCAUUUCGCGGGUGUCGUCUUCUACGAUACCCGGGGUUUCCUGGAGAAGAAUCGUGACACCUUCAGUGCCGAUCUGCUGCAGCUCAUCUCAAGCUCAACGAACAAAUUCCUCCAGAUGGUAUUCGCCGAGGAUAUUGGAAUGGGGGCGGAAACUCGCAAGCGAACGCCCACGCUGUCCACACAGUUCAAGAAAAGUUUGGAUUCGCUGAUGAAAACCCUAAGCCAGUGUCAGCCGUUCUUCAUUCGGUGCAUCAAACCGAACGAGCUGAAGAAACCGAUGAUGUUCGAUCGAGCACUCUGCUGUCGGCAACUUCGCUACUCCGGAAUGAUGGAGACCAUACGGAUUCGUCGGGCCGGGUACCCGAUUCGGCACAAUUUCAGAGACUUCGUAGAGCGGUACCGGUUUCUGAUUAAUGGCGUUCCACCGGCGCACAGGACUGACUGCCGGCAUGCGACCUCGAAGAUCUGCGCGACCGUGCUGGGGCGAUCUGACUAUCAGCUGGGUCACACGAAGGUGUUUCUGAAGGACGCCCACGAUUUGUUCCUCGAGCAAGAGCGCGAUCGGGUACUGACGAGGAAGAUAUUGAUUCUACAGCGUUCGAUUCGGGGCUGGGUAUAUCGGAGACGAUUCCUCCGGAUGAGACAGGCAGCGAUUACGAUCCAGAAGUACUGGAAGGGAUACGCACAACGGCAGCGCUACAAGAAGAUGAAGAUCGGCUACAUGAGGCUGCAGGCCUUGAUACGAUCACGGGUACUGAGUCAUCGUUUUCGACAUCUGCGGGGACACAUUGUUCGGUUGCAGGCUAGGAUUCGUGGCUAUUUGGUGCGGAGGGAAUACGGACAUAAAAUGUGGGCCGUUAUCAAGAUUCAGUCCCACGUGAGGAAGAUGAUUGCGGUGAAGCGGUAUCAGAAGUUGAAGCUUGAAUACCGGCGACAUCAUGAAGCGCUUAGGUUGCGGCGGAUGGAGGAAGACGAAUUGAAGCAUCAAGGAAACAAGCGGGCGAAAGAGAUAGCCGAGCAACACUACCGGGAUCGGUUGAAUGACAUUGAGCGGAAAGACAUGGAGAUCGAAUUGGAGGAGCGAAGGCGCAUCGAAGUGAAAAAGAAUAUCAUCAACGAUGCAGCGAGGAAAGCAGAUGAACCGGUGGACGACAGCAAGCUGGUGGAAGCGAUGUUCGACUUCCUGCCGGAUUCUAGCAGUGAAGCUCCUACUCCACACGGAGGACGGGAAACUUCUGUGUUCAACGAUCUACCCGUCAACCAGAAUAACCACGAGGAUAUUAUCGGACCGAUGCACACUGUCUCCGAAGAUGAGGAGGAUCUUUCGGAGUUCAAGUUUCAAAAGUUUGCCGCGACAUAUUUCCAGGGCAACAUUACUCACUAUUAUUCUCGAAAACCUCUGAAACAUCCUUUGCUCCCACUCCACACCCAAGGAGAUCAACUAGCCGCACAAGCACUGUGGAUAACAAUCCUCCGGUUUACCGGGGAUCUCCCAGAACCACGCUACCACACAAUGGAUCGCGAUAACACCUCGGUUAUGUCCAAAGUCACUGCCACAUUGGGACGAAAUUUCAUCCGCAGCAAGGAAUUUCAGGAAGCGCAGAUGAUGGGGCUGGAUCCGGAGGCGUUCCUCAAACAGAAACCCAGAUCGAUCCGACACAAGCUCGUGUCUCUGACCCUGAAGCGCAAGAACAAACUCGGCGAAGAUGUGCGACGUCGGCUGCAGGACGAAGAAUAUACCGCCGACAGUUAUCAGUCGUGGCUGGAAUCGCGACCAACGUCAAACCUCGAGAAGCUUCACUUCAUCAUUGGCCAUGGUAUCCUGCGAGCGGAACUCCGCGACGAAAUAUACUGCCAAAUUUGCAAACAACUCACCAACAAUCCAUCCAAAUCGUCUCAUGCCAGAGGUUGGAUUCUGCUCUCGUUGUGCGUGGGAUGCUUCGCUCCAUCGGAGAAGUUCGUGAGCUACCUCCGAUCGUUUAUAAGAGAAGGUCCACCCGGUUACGCUCCUUAUUGCGAAGAACGACUCAAGCGAACGUUCAACAACGGCACCCGGAAUCAGCCACCAUCCUGGUUAGAGUUACAAGCGACCAAGUCGAAGAAACCAAUCAUGCUACCGAUAACCUUCAUGGACGGUAACACCAAAACACUUCUGGCAGAUUCCGCGACCACUGCGCGAGAGCUCUGCAACCAGUUGUCGGACAAAAUCGCGCUCAAGGAUCAAUUCGGCUUCUCGCUGUACAUCGCGUUGUUCGAUAAAGUGUCCUCCCUGGGAAGUGGGGGAGAUCACGUGAUGGAUGCGAUUUCGCAAUGCGAACAGUACGCUAAGGAACAAGGCGCCCAGGAACGGAACGCCCCGUGGCGGUUAUUCUUCCGGAAGGAGAUUUUCGCACCCUGGCACAAUCCCAUCGAGGAUCAAGUCGCGACGAAUUUAAUCUACCAGCAGGUUGUUCGUGGGGUUAAAUUCGGCGAGUACCGAUGUGACAAAGAGGAAGAUCUGGCGAUGAUUGCCGCCCAGCAGUACUACAUCGAGUACAACACGGACAUGUCGAUGGAUCGGUUGUACACGCUGUUGCCAAACUUCAUCCCGGACUACUGCUUGACGGGUAUCGAGAAGGCCAUCGAUCGUUGGGCUGCGCUUGUACUUCAGGCCUACAAGAAAAGUUACUACCUGAAGGACAAGGCUCAACCAUUGAAGGUGAAGGAAGAUGUGGUGGGGUAUGCGAAGUAUAAGUGGCCGCUACUGUUUUCGAGAUUCUAUGAAGCGUAUAGAAACUCUGGUCCUAACCUGCCCAAGAAUGAUGUGAUCAUCGCCGUCAACUGGACCGGUGUGUAUGUGGUCGACGAUCAGGAGCAAGUCCUGCUUGAGUUGUCCUUCCCCGAGAUUACCGCUGUGUCGAGUCAGAAGACGAACAAGGUGUUCACGCAAACCUUCUCGCUGUCAACGGUGCGCAACGAGGAGUUCACGUUCCAAAGUCCCAACGCGGAAGAUAUAAGGGAUUUGGUGGUGUAUUUCCUGGAAGGAUUAAAGAAACGCUCCAAAUUUGUGAUAGCCUUACAGGAUUACAAAGCUCCUGGAGAAGGUACCAGUUUCCUAUCUUUUUUGAAGGGAGAUUUGAUCAUCCUAGAGGAUGAGAGUACCGGAGAAUCCGUUCUCAAUUCUGGUUGGUGUAUAGGUUGUUGUGAACGUUCCCAGGAACGGGGUGACUUCCCUGCGGAAAUAGUGUACGUGCUACCGACCCUAACCAAGCCUCCGCUGGAAAUUUUGGCACUGUUCAGCGUAGAAGAUGCACAUCACGGCAAACGACUAAACUCGAUACAUUCCAACGGUGGAACCGAAACCCGGGAGCGACCGCACAACCUUGCAGAUUAUUCGCUAGACCACUUCAGGCCACCCCCCAAACGCACCAUGUCGAAAGCCCUGACCACACUCAGCUCAAAACGUGGCAGUGACGAAUUGUGGCGCUACUCGCGGGAACCUUUAAAACAACCUCUCCUCAAAAAGCUACUGGCCAAGGAGGAACUAGCGGAGGAAGCCUGUAUGGCCUUCAUCGCAAUCAUGAAGUACAUGGGUGAUUUGCCAUCGAAGCGACCCCGAAUUGGUAACGAAGUUACCGAUCACAUCUUCGAUGGACCACUCAAACACGAAAUCCUACGGGACGAGAUAUACUGCCAGUUGAUGAAACAGCUCACUGAUAACCGAAAUCGCAUUUCCGAAGAGCGUGGCUGGGAACUGAUGUGGCUCUCGACCGGUCUGUUCGCCUGCAGUCAACAGUUGCUCAAAGAGUUGACUCUAUUUCUGCGAAGUCGUCGCCAUCCGAUUUCCCAGGAUUCUUUGCACCGCCUGCAAAAGACCAUUCGCAACGGUCAGCGCAAAUACCCGCCCCACCAGGUCGAAGUGGAAGCAAUUCAACACAAAACGACACAAAUCUUCCACAAAGUUUACUUCCCGGACGAUACCGACGAAGCGUUUGAGGUGGACUCCUCAACCCGAGCGAAAGAUUUCUGCCAGAACAUUUCACAGCGACUGAAUCUACGGUCCAGUGAGGGUUUUAGCUUGUUUGUAAAAAUAGCCGACAAAGUGAUAUCAGUGCCAGAGGGAGACUUCUUCUUCGACUUCGUGCGUCACCUGACCGACUGGAUCAAGAAGGCGCGACCGACGAGGGACGGCUCGAACCCGCAAUUCACCUAUCAGGUGUUCUUCAUGAAGAAGCUAUGGACGAACACGGUGCCGGGCAAGGACAAGAACGCGGAUCUGAUAUUCCACUACCACCAGGAGCUGCCCAAGCUGCUACGGGGGUACCACAAGUGCUCGAAGGACGAAUCGGUGAAGCUGGCCGCCCUGGUGUAUCGGGUCCGGUUCGGGGAAAGCAAGCAGGAGUUGCAAGCGAUACCUCAAAUGCUCCGAGAAUUGGUCCCAUCGGAUCUCAUCAAAUUACAGACAGCGAACGAUUGGAAGCGUUCCAUCGUUGCCGCUUACAACCAAGACGCUGGGAUGUCCCCAGAAGACGCGAAAAUCACAUUCCUUAAAAUAGUGUACAGAUGGCCCACAUUUGGUUCGGCAUUUUUCGAAGUCAAACAAACUACGGAACCAAACUAUCCGGAAAUGCUCCUGAUUGCCAUCAACAAACACGGAGUUAGUCUCAUUCAUCCAAGCUCGAAGGACAUUCUGGUGACCCAUCCCUUCACCCGCAUCUCCAACUGGUCUUCCGGCAAUACUUACUUCCACAUGACGAUUGGCAAUUUAGUCCGUGGCUCGAAGCUGCUCUGCGAGACCUCUCUCGGGUACAAGAUGGACGAUCUGUUGACCUCGUACAUAUCGCUAAUGCUGACCAACAUGAACAAACAGCGAACGAUAAGAGUGAAGUGAACUUGCGUUAUUGGCUAUCCGGGGACGGCACAGCUCAGAGCAGGUUUAUAUUAUUGUUUUUAACAUUAACGAAACAUUCGCUGGUGACUUAUAAGUAUUUAUUUUGUUUGAGCUUUGCUACUAUUUUUGUUUUAGCUUGCAGGAGCGUAUUAUUUAAAUAGGAUUGUUAGAACAAAUUUUCGGUUUCCCUAUGCUGCAGUAGGGAUUUAUUUGUAGUUCCACACUGAUAUUAGUAUACAUUUGAACACCAAGUCGUUUAGCGAUGCCUCCGAAUACAUAUCACUUACUCACUCUCUCCGAUGGUAGGACUCACGCUUGAAACCAAUAGAUUUUCCUUCGAGGGCAUGAAUUCAACGACAUUUUUACUCACUACUCCAACUCAUCUUUCGAGCGGAUCUUUAAGGUUAUUUUAAAAUUCAAUCAUUUUAGAGAUAAUUUUAUUGCUGCUGGGUUCCAAAAUAUCACAAACUAAGUAUGCUUUUAUUUAUUCCCCAAUGCCCAUUUUUCCAUUAGCACACUAAAUUUCACCCUUAGAUACUGCGGUAGACAUAGUUUUAACGGCGCAAGAAUGUUCGCAUUGGAGAGACCCCUCAUUUAGUCGCCCGAAUUUUCACCUGUCCCAUUUCACAGUCGCGUAAGAGGUGAGAGAAAGCUCAAAUUUUGGAAUGGUUGCCUUUCGGAUUGCAAGAAAUCGAGUGAUUUGAGUGAGAAUGGUUAGAGAUGAUUGUGCAUUUACAGUGUUAGCGGGAGAUAAACAGUUGAGCGCCAUUGGAGAAGCGCCCAAUCGGGAGUCACUGCGUACGCAUCUCUCAAUUGGGCACUGUUGCGAUGCGCGGUGUAUAAGCAUUAUUCGAGGUUUUCUUGAAGUAAGGUUUGAUAUUUUUGUAAUUUUAUUAUAACUCUGUUAUGCGCUACUUUAUAACUAUUUACUAUUAAAUGGUCGUUUACACAAUAAAGUUUACAUCAUGGAA